Molecule: messenger RNA, 4999 nt
Organism: Punica granatum (pomegranate)
Lineage: Eukaryota; Viridiplantae; Streptophyta; Magnoliopsida; Myrtales; Lythraceae
Source: RefSeq, a predicted model, not a curated record
AGAAAAAUUAAAAAAAAAUUAUAAUUCAUCCAAAAAAAGAAAAAAGAAAAAAACCAAGAAAUAUUAAACAAAAUCCAAAGUACAAAUCAUUCCGGGAAGAUCAGCCAGGAAAGGAGGAGGAGAAGAAGAAGAAGAUGAAGCAGCCCAACCGGGCAACUGGGCAAGUCGCAGUGAACGGAACGAAGCUCUGGGAGGCUGAAAUCGGAGGGGAAGACAGCAGGGGAUUGACGGAGUGAAGCCCUAAUUUUGUGGCUGAACCUCGGCGGCACUGCUCUGCGCCGACUCUCAGCUCAACGUCUCUCGAAUCUGGUACCCAUUCCUCCCCCCCUUUGUGUAAAAGCUCCAUUCUUUUGUGGGUUUGGGUCGUCAGCUUCGGAGUCAAAGUCCUAAUUGAGUAGGCCGUGUCAUACGCUUGGAUUGGAUGUAAGUAGGAUCGAAAGAAGAAAAGGGAAGGUUUUAUCAGAGUAUUCAGUUCAUUUGAUCGGUGCUAGGGUUUCAUUCUGAAGCAUCUGUUUCUCGGGGCGGCUUUUAAGCUAUGGCAUUUGAUAAUAACUCUUCGGCGCCAGCAGAGUUAAGACCAAUAAACGUGGCCCGGACCUUGGUUGAGGAUCCCCGCAUUGUGCCUGCCCCUGCCGCCACCACCACUGGUCGGCCUGCUGGGGAAGGGUUUUACACGAACUCGCCCCAUGAGACCGGGAACAGCCCGCAUUCGAUGCCUGUGUAUUACCCCACACCUGGGAUUCCAGAUGCCGCAGGUUUUGGUGGCCUAGGGCUCGGGAAUGCUGUCCCUGCAACAUGGUACCCGCCUCGUGGGGCGGUGGGGCCAGCCGGGCACAUGAGUGUGAAUCCUGCUCUUGGGCUCGGGUAUAGCCCGCAUUUGUUGACUGGGAUUAGUGGAACUGCUCUUGAUCAGGUGGGGAAUAGUGAUGUAGCAACAAAUUUCAGUGUCUGCCCUAAUUUAGGGACUAGGAUUGUUGGGAAUCUUGCUAAUCAGGCAGGUGGUGAGUCUGCUGGAAGCUUUGUUGGAGUUAGUCCACAUUAUGUUCCUAGGGUUGGUGUUGGCGGCGUCGAUCAGGCAGUUGGUGCAAAUGUGGGGGGCACUGGUUUUAGUGGUAACUCAGCGACCAGGGUUAGUGGGAGUGGACCAGAAAACGUGGGUGGUGAUUCGGGAUCUGAAACUGGGAUCAGGUCCGACUCUUUCAAGCGAGGGAGCGGAAGUGGAGCUGAUCGCGCGAGUGAAGAUGGAGGGGAGGACUCAGUCUCGGGUAAGAAAGUCAAGUUCCUCUGUAGCUUCGGGGGAAAGAUCUUGCCUAGACCAAGUGAUGGAGUGCUGAGAUAUGUGGGCGGACAGACGAGGAUUAUUAGCGUCAGGAAAGAUGUUAGCUUCAAUGAACUUAUGCAGAAGAUGGUGGAAACCUAUGGACAGCCUGUUGUGAUCAAGUACCAGCUUCCUGAUGAAGACCUUGAUGCCCUUGUGUCUGUCUCGUGCCCUGACGAUCUCGAUAACAUGAUGGAUGAGUAUGAAAAGCUGGUUGAAAGGUCCUCAGAUGGGUCAGCCAAGCUAAGGGUAUUCCUCUUCUCGGCCUCUGAGCUUGACACUUCAGGCCUGAGCCAAUAUAGGGAUUUGCAUGAUAGUGGACAACGGUACAUGGAAGCCGUCAAUGGUAUUAUGGAUGGGAUCGGUGUUGGAUUUACAAGGAAAGAGAGCAUAGCAAGCGCAACAUCUACACAAAAUUCUGAUAUUAGUGGCAGUAACGAAGUUGUUGACAGCUCCAUUCUGGGCCAAGGAGAAUUUACUAGGCCACCAUCAACGAACAAUGUCUCACUCUCACCUAAAGAGGCUCCAUCUGUCUCCAAGGACGCUUCGACGAUGUUCUUCGUGGAGCCAAAUCCUUCGUCUUAUUCUGAUUCUUCAGCUGUUAGUAAUUUCAGGAUUCCAGCGGUUCAGUCUAGUGCUCCACAAUUCCAGUCUCCCCACGGGGAGGUUGAGCCCGAAAAACCUGUGCCACUUUCAGGGCCACAGGCAGUGCCUUAUGGUAUGCAGGCUUACAUGGACCCUACCAAGGAAAGUAUACCCCGUGCAGUUGUCAUGCCACCACCUCCUCUAAUGGGUUUCCCUAGUUCACAUUUCUUGGGCACUACGGGGCCCAUUUAUGCCCCACAGCAGCUUCCUGAUGGCUCGGGCAUCAGCAACCGACAUCAGUAUGUCUCUCCUGUCCACAUGACAUUGGGCCCCGCAACUUCCCACGCCAGCAUGAGGCAACCUUUUAUUCAGCAGCCUCUCAUUCACCAACCUCAGCAAGCUCAGUUUGAGCAAGAUGGAUCGUCUUCUGGGCAUAGGAUCGUUCUUCUUCCAGUGGACUCAACCCACAGUACUUAUCACCAUCAAGUGGCAGUUCCACCUACAGUUGGAGGAGGAGCAUAUGGGUGGCAUCCCGUUUUUCCUCCGGGACAAGUGGCCGUCUCAGAUGGGUCAUCACCUAAUAGCCAACCAGAGAAGUUGCAGAUAUUUGAGGACUGUUAUAUGUGUCAAAAAGCGUUACCUCAUGCUCAUUCCGAUACUUUAAUUCAGGAGCAAAGAGAUAAUAGGACUGGUUCUGGAGCUGGUCCCAGUCCUACAGUUUAUCAUAGUCUUCCCGUGGAGGAUAACAUCAGAUCUCGACUUGCGAGCAAGCCAGUGGUAAGUGAAGGUUCAGGGGAAGGAAUUACUGAAUUAGCAAGUGGGAUUCAAUCACCUGCCCAUAUGGAAGUUCCUCACCAGGGUUGUAUGUUUGUGGGGUCCACACCUCAGCCUUGUCUGGAUAAUGGGCUCCCACAGCAUGUUGUAAAUAAGCCUAUGAAUGUUGAAACUAAUCCUGUUGGAAUCACGUCUGUUGAGGGUUCAGAACAACAGUUUCAGGGAUUACCAGCAGAGUACUCCAAACUCCUUGAUGCAAGGAUAGAAAAUUUACAGAUGAGUGCCCCUGAGAUGCUUCACAGCAACGAUCGAAGUAAUCAGUCACUAAUCAAUGACCUUUGGAUGGCUGAGAGCUUAAAGCCGACGCAGAAUCAGCAGCAGCACAAUCCACUGCAGGAGAUGCUUCUUAACGCCAGCGAGGUUCCUUAUCUGCCUGAAUUUCAAACUGGAGUGUCCAAUCAGACUUCUCAACCUUCUGAGCUAGGCAUUCCGCGGUCACACUCCCAGUCAAAGAUGGGAAUCCAAUUGGAUUCUCAAGGUGUUUAUAAUGGCAACCCUGCACUUACAAGUGAAAGAAUUCCAUCUUCUGCUGCCUGGAUGGAUGUGAAGUCUCUUUUCCAGCAUAUGCAUGUGCCUUCUGAUGCCCAAGCUGUGCCCUUGCAUGGAAACAGACAGUCUUUCGCACCGCCACUAAGCAGGACUGAAGAUCAAGACUCCUCGCUCUUCGUAAACCAGGAUCCUUUCAACAUGCAUAGUGAUGCUCAUUUCCCUCCUCCAAAACCUGUCAAAAUUGCUCUGAGAAAGGAUGCAUUAGGAAAUAGGGAUCCUUUUGUCGAUAAUUCAUCAGGAAAGGUUGGAGAAUUUGAUAGAGACACUCUGCAUUCGGCGAACAAUCUUAAUGUGGAGCAAGUUCAAACAUCAAGAGAAGAACGAAUUAAGCAAGACCUUCAGGAUGUGGCUGAAGGCGUAGUUGCCUCUGUUCUCCAGUCAGCUUCCUCUUCUGAGCUCGGUCUUUCGGUUUCUGAUGGGAAGCAGGGUGCUUUUGAAAAAAUGCCUGAGGAAGAAGUUAGAGAAGUUGAUGUGGAAUCUCAAUCUGAAGCUCUUUCUGAGGAUACUGAGGCUAAAUUGUCAGAGAAGGUGAACUUAGGGUUUCCUGUAUCAGAAGGCCUUGGUCGCUUGCAGAUAAUUAAGAACAGUGACCUGGAAGAGUUACGAGAGCUCGGUUCUGGGACAUAUGGCACUGUUUACCAUGGAAAAUGGAGGGGAACAGAUGUUGCCAUUAAGCGUAUCAAUGAUCGAUGCUUUACUGGAAAGCCUUCGGAGCAAGAACGAAUGAGAUACGACUUCUGGAACGAGGCUAUCAAGCUUGCUGACUUGCACCAUCCCAACGUAGUAGCCUUUUAUGGUGUUGUGCUUGAUGGGCCAGGUGGUUCUAUCGCAACAGUGACAGAAUACAUGGUUAAUGGGUCCUUGAGGAACGCUUUGCAGAAGAGUGAGAGGAAUCUUGACAAGAGGAAGAGACUAGUGAUAGCGAUGGAUGUGGCCUUUGGUAUGGAAUACUUGCAUGGAAAGAAUAUCGUGCAUUUUGAUUUGAAAAGUGAUAAUCUGCUAGUGAAUCUCCGAGAUCCCCAUCGACCCAUUUGCAAGGUUGGUGAUCUCGGGUUGUCUAAGGUAAAGUGUCAGACUCUGAUAUCAGGCGGGGUGCGGGGAACACUUCCAUGGAUGGCUCCGGAGCUCUUAAAUGGCAGCAGCAGCCUCGUUUCCGAGAAGGUUGAUGUGUUCUCAUUUGGCAUUGUGAUGUGGGAACUGCUCACGGGGGAAGAGCCAUAUGCGGAUUUGCAUUAUGGGGCUAUUAUAGGGGGCAUUGUGAGCAAUACAUUGAGACCGCCAGUACCAGAAUCUUGCGACCUCGAUUGGAGAUCACUGAUGGAGAGAUGCUGGUCUGCGGAGCCAUCAGAGAGACCCACUUUCACAGAGAUCGCUAACGAACUGAGAUCCAUGUCCGCGAAAAUCCCUUCGAAGCCGCAGAAUCACCAAUAGAUGGAUCCUACGCUACAAAUGGUAUAUAUGUAGUGCAAACAUCUUCUAUCCCAAAUAUAUGCUGGAAUAUGUGAAGUUUUCGGGUUUCCUCUUGUUCGAGAAUAUUAUGUCUGGGCCUAUGGGCGAUUAGAUAUCGUGGUCCGUGUUCAUGCUUCUGUGCCAUCCUGGUCCCGGGAUUAGGCUGUGUUCUUUCGAACAGGGUUUUUUCUUGUUUUUCCAUUGGGGGCAAUACAAAGGUUCUUUUGUUUUUUCUUGAAGGAUGCGGUCUGGUGAUCCUUGUGA